Messenger RNA from Acanthochromis polyacanthus (spiny chromis), 2512 nucleotides. It is a transcript of the gene nsun3, whose product is annotated as NOP2/Sun RNA methyltransferase 3. Bases 153 to 1562 code for a protein of 469 amino acids. The transcript is spliced from 6 exons. Gene Ontology annotation, cellular component: mitochondrial large ribosomal subunit. Gene Ontology annotation, biological process: rRNA methylation. Lineage: Eukaryota; Metazoa; Chordata; Actinopteri; Pomacentridae. The record is from RefSeq and is a predicted model, not a curated record. Gene Ontology annotation, molecular function: methyltransferase activity.
AACUCAAGCGCAGACAGCUCAAACGGUGAGGGGACGGAUUUGAAGGACGUACCAGUCAGUGUUGAGCGUUUUUGGGUGCUUUUAUGAGAGGAAUUUGUCAAUAAUGGAAAUAAAUUCGGACCUGUCAGUUACUCAGUAAAAUAGAGACCUGAAUGUCUAGCCAUAUGUUUUCCGUACAGCAGUUUUAUGUUCCGUGGAGGAGAAUUUGCUGUAAAAGUGAGAAGCUAACUCCGGUGGCUCUGAAUUGGUUGUGGUCGUCCAACUGUCACACUGGUCCUCAUGUUGUUUCUCAGCAAAGUAACCAAAAGGGAGCCUCAAAUAAGCAGGUAACAAAGAGGCCCAAAAAAGAAAGAUCUUCAUGUCAAGCAGUACUUAAUCUCUUUGACCAGCAGUACAGUGAGGAACUUGGAGACCUGUGGCCAUCUGCAAGACGUGUGCUCCUGGACCCUCAAUCUUGGCAGUAUGGUGUCAUGCUCAACCGCUUCAGUGCUGUUACAGACAUCACACAGAUUCUUCAAUUCCAAGGCUUUUCCACAUUGCUGCCACAAAUGGAUAUCUCACCAUUGCUUUGCAAUGGUCCUUCCACGGUGUCAAGUUCUAAAUACCACAAAGGAAAAGACACUCUGUUGUCAUCUGACUACAUCAGCAAGUGCCCUCCUGAUGACUCCCUUCCUCAGCCUGACAGCACCUCGCACAUGCUCGGUCAGGACCCUCAAUCUGAACCUUCUCUCAGUUUGCCAUGUCCUUCAUUACAGUGUUACAUCCACCCAAGUCCACUGCGAUUUCCCUCUCAGGCUCACAGGCCUGGCCAGCUGAAGCAGUACUACCUCCUGAAUGCUGCCUCCCUGCUUCCAGUGCUGGCUUUACAGGUCAGAGAUGGGGAGAAAGUUUUGGAUCUUUGCUCUGCUCCUGGUGGCAAAGCCUUAGCCAUGAUGCAGAGUGCCACGCCAGCGCUUCUCUGCUGUAAUGAACCAGAUCCUCACAGACGGGACUGGUUGGCCAAAACGUUGGAGUCUUUUCUGCCUCACUCACUCAACAGCAGAGUGAUUGUGUCUGCACAAGAUGGACGGUCUUUUGGGCAAAGUGAAGCUGGUGUGUACGACAAGGUUUUAGUCGAUGCUCCGUGUUCAAAUGACAGGAGCUGGCUCUAUUCUUGCAGCAACCAGCAGGGGGAACAGAGGCUGAAGGAAAGAACCAGUCUGCCUGUGCUCCAGGCUCAACUGCUUAGGUCUGCACUGUCAGCGGUGCGUCCGGGGGGCAUUGUUGUCUAUUCAACCUGCACACUGUCCAGCUUUGAGAACAGUGCUGUGAUUGAGACCGCGCUCAGUGACUUUCCCGAGGCUGAACCUGAAGACCUGUGGGAGGAGAUUGCCGCUCCUUUAUCAAAAUACUUUGCAUUUAGUUCUCACCCUGGCCAUGGACGGACACCUCGCAAACCCUCCCUGCAGCCACAGAAUGGCACCAUGUCCUCUUAUCAACACAGACUCGGCAUUCUAGUGGUCCCUCAGCCCGGCAAAACCUGGGGACCCAUGUUUUUGUCUCGGAUCAGAAGAAGGAAAUAGUCGGCAUCUUCUUGUGUGGAAAAGAUAUGUGAAAUGAAAACUUACACAUUACCUCAGUGCAAAGCUCCACUGUAAGAAUUUACAGUUCAGAAGCUGUGAACUAAAAAGAAAGAAAGGAAAAAAAAAAAAAGUGAAAACAAAGGUAAACAUUAAUCAAAUUAUUUAAAUAUGAAAAGAAAAAGUCAAACUAUAGAUUUAUCCAAAUUUAUAUAUAUAUAUAUAUAUAUAUAUAUAUAUAUAUAUAGGAUUAAAGGUCUCUUAACGAACACCCCUAUUGUGAAAAGUGAAAUAUUAUUUGUUUUUAUAUAUAUAUUUUGGUUUCGUGUUGAUAUUGUAUUUAUUUUUAUUUUAUUUUGUUUUUCUUGUUUUAUUCUCUUGGUAAUAUUAUGUUACGUAAUCAUAAAGGAUGUGUAUGUAUGUAUGUGUAGGUGCGUCUACGCAUUUUUGUAGGUAUGAAUGUAGAUGUAUUUGUAUCUGUAUAUAUAUGCAUAUAUUAUUAAAAAAAAAGCUGCGAACUCUGCACAGUGCCAGUCAUUUUGCAAAGAAGGAAGUAAGAACAGCAGCUGUUUAUAUAUGUGGGUGUAAACACGUUAGCGUCAACAAAUACAGGUUUAUAAAAGUCAUAAAUGUUACAGUUUUAACAAUGUAAAUACUGCAAAAAACGCAUUGUGCUAAUACUUGACAGCAGGUGCACAUGCUCUUGAUUUGCUGUUGCCUGCACUGCCUUGAGAAGUUCUUUACUUUCCCACCAUUGACCCACAAUUCGGUUUGGAAACUCUCUGUAUAACUCCAUUUGAAGUGAUGAAUAAGCAAGACAGUUGAAGCUUGAAACAUACACCGAGUGUUGCAGCUACAGUUUUUAUUGUUUCUCUAGCUGCUAGCCUUUUUGUGUGUGGGUGUGUUACAUGAGAUUUUACAUUUUACAUUAAGCAAAUAAAAACAGAACAAUU